This is a messenger RNA of Molossus molossus (Pallas's mastiff bat), 6208 nucleotides long. It is a transcript of the gene CUNH4orf54, whose product is annotated as chromosome unknown C4orf54 homolog. Lineage: Eukaryota; Metazoa; Chordata; Mammalia; Chiroptera; Molossidae. The record is from RefSeq and is a predicted model, not a curated record. Bases 1 to 5604 code for a protein of 1867 amino acids. The transcript has 4 exons.
AUGAGGUGGGCAGAUCUGAGUUGUCGUGGGGACAGUGGCAGGGCUGUGCUGUCCACAUCUCAAGUACGAAAAGCCUUUGAAAAUCGCCCUUUUGUGCUUCAAGUCAGCACAGUGAGGACUGUAGAAGGGACUCUUCCUAUUUUGAAACAAACAGAUUAUGUUUCACGAAGUGUAACUUUGCGGAAAGGGGGGAAAGGGACAAGGCUUCACAAGAAACAGCACAUACUUUCCUUUCAUUCCCGGGAGUCCUGGGGUCGACCUACAGAUGCUGCUCCUUCCAUGGCCGAUGGCGUCCGGACCCCUAGCUGCCGACGGUGCCAGGCAAACCACUGGACUGGACAGCUCAGCUACAGGAAGGUGGCCACAGUCUCGGCCAGCGCAGCAGCCCCCCAGUCACAGACCACCUCUGCCAUCCCACCCUGGAGCCUUCCCACCUCCCUCAGGCUUGCCUCGGCCCAGGCACAGGGGCUGAAGAACUGGGAGGUGGUGGCAACGGGGGCAGUGGUGUCUACAGCCUUGGGGCCAGUCCAGGCGCAUAGGACCCUGCUCCGGGCAACUCUGUGGCCCCUCCAGUGCCAGGGAGGGACCCAGGACAGCCUCAACGCUCAGCCUUGUCUCUUCCUGUCGCUGAUACCUAGGAGAAGGCUCAGAAUGGAAGCUGCCACUCCUGAGCUGAAUCUGCAGGCCAGACUGAGGGAGGUGGGGGACGGGGAGAGCGGAGCUCAAGAUAGCCAGGAGCUAAAACAGCAGCUGCAGCCACUGCCCAAGCCAUCAGCCUCCUCCCAGCAAGAAGCGAAAUAUGUGGAGAUGUGCACUUCGGCUGGAGCCCAGAGGGAAAGUCCCCGGACCAUGGAACUGACUCUGGAGGGCUCGUCUGGGGACCAGAGUGCCUCUAGGAGUCCCAAGGAGAAAGCCCAAGAUGAACCCAGCAGUCAAGAGUGUAAGGCUCUAACCCCCCAGAAGAAUCCUGCUUCUUCAGAACGUUCCAGAUCCCAGCUCUCCGGCACAGAUGAGAGCAGCAACUUCUCCUCCUCCUCCUCCUCCUCCCCAGUGGGAAAAACACAAGGUGGCCUUUUCAAGCUGGAUGAGACCACCGCAUCGACAGGGGCUCUGGCCACCUCGUCUUCCUCCUUAGGCUUUGAGAGUGACAGUGGCGAGAGCGCAGUGAGCUGCCAGCCCAGGGGAGGAGAGGGAGAGGAAAAAGCAGGAGGAGGAGGUGGGGGAGGAAGAGAAGGAGGGGAAGAAGAAGAUGGAACACAGUGCAGGGACAUUAUUGCCAAGUCUCAGGGAAGCAGAGGCCCCUCAAAACACGAGGAGGCUCACUACAUCACCACCCACGAGAUCCAGCUGAGCGAGGUGGAGCAGGACAUGGAUUUCGACGUGGGGCUGGCCUCCCACUGGGAUUUCGAGGACAACAACGUGAUCUACUCAUUCGUGGACUAUGCUUCCUUUGGUGGCAGUGACGAGACCCCGGGGGACAUCACCACCCCAACCGAAGAGGAGGACAACAGCUGCUACCUCAGUACCACUCCCAGCACCAACGCCACCCGGACACCCAGCCCCUUCAGCAGUGACCCUCCCCGCCCCUGCGCAGGCAGCAGUGGUCGGGACACCAGCAGCACGGAAGUGGGCAGUGGCCCUUCUGACAGUGGCCCCACUCCCCCACCCUCUGGGCCUGGCACUGCCAGUGGGCCGGAGCCCUUGCCGGAGCCCCCGGAGGCAGCCUCAGGGGCAGCAGCCGCGGGAGGCAGCUGUGGGAGUGCAGCAAGCCAGAUCCUCCUAUCAAUCAAACCGACUUCCCGGGCUAUAAAUGAGCCUAGCAACGUGCGUGCAAAGCAAAACAUUAUUUAUGCUGCCAAGCAUGAAGGCGACAUGAGCCUCCGCGUCUCUACAGCUGCUGAACACCAUUCAAGUUCACUGAAGCAAGACCCGGCUGCAGCCGUGGCUCAGGACCAUGCGAAGAAAUUCAUUGCUGUCCCUGCUCGCCUGCAAACACGGUGCGGAGCCGUUCGGGCCAAGGAGCUGGUGGACUAUUCCAGCGGGGCCUCCAGCGCCGUGAGUGAGCUGGACGAUGCGGACAAAGAGGUGGGUAACCUGACCUCGCGCGCCUUCCGGAGCCUCGCUUACCCGUACUUUGAGGCUCUGAACAUCAGCUCCCGGGAGUCCUCCACGCUCUCCGAAGUUGGCUUUGGGCGCUGGUCGACCUUCCUAGACCUAAAAUGCGGGGGCGUUGGAGCCAGAGUGGAGCAGAGCCUGCUGCGGAGCAGCGCGGCCUCGGUGGCCGCAGGGCUGAGGAAGGGCUGUGGAGCCAGGACAACCGCAGACCAGCUCUACAUCCACUCCAGGAAGUCCCAGACCAAGGCCUUGGAGUUCGUGGUCAGCAAAGUCGAGGGGGAAAUCAAGCAUGUGGAGACACCUCUGUGUUUCCAGAAGCAGGUCCAGACAGGCUCCCGCGUGGUCACCCUUCUCGAGCCUCUGAAUUUACGCAGUGAGAGCAAAGCCAGCUCCGCCACGGGGCCCUGCAGGGCCAGCAAAGGUUCCAGCAAGGGCCCGGGGUCAGUGUACACAGAUGACGGCUCCGAGACCCCCGAGUGCAGCAAGCCCGCCUCCCGGGCGGAGGGCCCCCAGAAGUCCAAGUUUGCUUCCAGUCUGCUCAAAAAUGUCAUCUCCAAGAAGAUGCAGCGGGAACAUGAGUUCAAAAUGGAGAGGGGUGAAGUCACUGAUACGUCCCACCGUAACCUCUCCAGCACGUCCAAGGAGCCGGAGGGCUCCCCUGGAGGCGAGAAGCAGCGGGACAGGGGCCUGCAGAGGCAGAGCUCCCGCCACUCCGAGGCCAGCUCCGAGUACACGGUGCUCAGCGUGUCUGAUGCAGGUGGGGAGGGGUCCGUGGUGGGCUCUAAAUCCCCAGUUUUCAAAGCCAGUGCUCCUCGGGAGAGCAACGCAGGCUCCGGCCGAAAUGUCGCCGAUGGACAAACAGAGGAAGUGUGUGAAAUUAAAAAGAGUGCAUCAGAGACUGUCAAGGGCAUCUUCCUCCGCAGUCAGAACAGCGCGUUCCGGUCCUGGAAGGAGAAAGAGGCUGAGAAGCGGGAAGAAAAAGCCCCCAUCGGGAAGCUGAAACUCCCCAAAGGGGGUGACUGGAGGGCUGAUCUCGGGGAGAUCUCUGCCAGCAAGUCCACCAUCAUGUCUCGGCUCUUUGUCCCCAACAUCCAGCAGACACCCAAGGACAAGCAGCCGGAGAAACAGGCCACCAAGUACCCUGCUGCCCAGGCCACCUCCACUGCUGUGAUCAGGCCCAAGGCUCCGGAAAUCAAGAUCCGGCUGGGGAGUGUGCAGCAGCCAAGCUCAGACUUCAACAUUGCCAAGCUGCUCACGCCCAAACUGGCCAGUGGCAGUGCCUCUAACCUCCUCAAGACCAUUGAGGACAACACCAGGGUGCAACAGAAACUCUUCCGGGGGGACAACCUGGAAAAAGUGCCCCAAUUCCAGGUGAGAGACGUCAGAGAGAAGUCCAAGGCUCAGGGCCCCCUCCACCAAGUGAGGGAUGUCAGAAAACUAAUCAAAGGGUCAGGAGAGAGCAGUGACAAGGGCAGUGCUACCCCCGAGCAGGGGCUGUCGGGGCCCAAAUCCAGGCAGCUGGCUGCUGCUGCUGGCGGAUCCAGAUCCCUGUCCCCCAUGGUGAUUACGUGCCAGGCCGUGGUGAACCAGAGGGAAGACAGCAUGGACCGGGAGCUGAGGGAGAGCGUGGGCAAAGGUGGCAGCAACAGUGGCUUGAAUCCCACCUCCCCAGAAGGGACAGUCUUGGUUCACAGGGCAUCUGGCAGGCUGCCUGUGGCCACUAUUGCCCCCAAUAAGCCUGAGCAGGGCUCAUACUUGCCCGUGCUCAAGAUCAUCUCCAAGGCUUCUGCUCAGAAGACCCCGGAGAAGGCCAAGGACGAGGAGGUCAAGGAGGAAGGGAAAGGCCCCAAGCCAUCUCGGAAUGCGCUGGAGAAGCUGACUGCUGCAGUGCGGUCCAUGGAGGAGCUGUACAGCUUCAACAGGAAUGAGUGGAAGCGCAAAAGCGACCCCUUGCCCAUGAUGACAGACAGCCAUGUCCUGUCUCUCAUUGCCAGUGAGGAGAGAGAAGGGGCUGGGGGUGCUGAGGGGGACCCCGACAAGCUGGCCAAACGGCUGGGUGAGGUGGGAGAUCGGGGCACAGGAAACAAAGACGGAGUGGUCCUGCGAGGGGCCCCCAUGGAGCGUCUGCUGCGGAGAAACUCCAACCCGAACUCUGAGAGUGUGUCUGCCCGUGCAGCUGCCUUUGAGAACCUGGCCAGGGAAAGGCCUCGAUCCCUCUAUAUUCCUCCAGUCCACAAAGAUGUGGAGAGAACCCAGCCCCUGCAGCCCCUCCCACCACUCCCCAGCAACCGGAAGGUGUUCACAGUGAGUGCCAGCAGCACCCAGAAAACUGGGGGUGUUGCUGGCAAGUUCCCACAAGGGCUUUCUCCAGAGAGUCCUUCAGCAGCAAAGGGCAGCAAAUCUCAGGGACUCCGGUCCCUCAAGAUCUCUCCAGCCACCCGGGCACCACUUGAUGAGGUGACCAACAGGAAAAAUGGCAGCAGUUUGGAAAAGAACAAUAGUGACUGUGAAAAUUACCUGACCAUCCCCCUUAAAGGAAGCUCUGCAGCUGGGGAGCUUCCAGGCAGGCCUGGGGCUAGGAGGGAGGGGCCUCCAGCCUCCUCAGUGGCCACUCUCUGCAGCUUGCCCCCCCUGAGUGCUCGCAGUCAGGUCCCCAGUUGCCCCAAAGGUACCCAGGUCAGUGGAACCAGCCGGCCAGCUUGGACUACCAAACCUGACAACCCGCGGGAGUCGGUAGCUGCCCCACCAGGGCCCCAGAGCCCCGAGCAUCCUCCCACUGCCAUCUACCGCCAGCAGCCACUGCCCUUCACCCUGCAGGGGGCCCAGCCCCAGGUCCUUUGCUUCUCCCCACCUGGCAUGCCUGCCCCAGCAUCUGCAGGCCGAGCUCCGGUCCCCACAGACGCCUUCCAGCAGCCACAGCCUCAGCAGACCCAGCGCAAGAUGCUCCUGGAUGUGACAACUGGCCAGUACUACCUGGUGGACACCCCAGUACAGCCCAUGACUCGCAGACUGUUUGAUCCUGAGACAGGGCAGUAUGUGGAUGUGCCCAUGACGUCCCAGCAGCAAGCUGUGGCUCCCAUGUCCCUCCCUAUGCCUCCCUUGGCCCUGAGUCCUGGAGCCUAUGGACCCACCUACAUGAUCUACCCUGGGUUUCUGCCCACAGUGCUGCCUACCAGUGCCCUGCAGCCCACACCAGUUGCUCACACUCCAGGGGGCAGUGAGCUCUCCCAGAUGGCUGCAGAGACCCCCAGCAAAGAGGCAGCUGCCAAGUUCACAGAGGCCCCAUACUUCAUGGCCUCUGGUCAGUCUCCCACCUCUGCUUCUUCCUCAGCCCCAGCAGCCACAUCCCAGCUGGUGGGGGCCAAGGGCUUUGCCCAGCUGCACAGCAAGCCUGUCAUCAGCAUCACUUCCCAGCCCCUGGGGCCGAGGAUCAUUGCGCCCCCCUCCUUUGAUGGCACCACCAUGAGCUUUGUGGUGGAGCACAGAUGAUGAGCAGUCACCAGGGAGCAGGGUGGAGCCGCUGCUGGAGCAAGACAGAAAGAUGGAUUCUUCUUUAAUCUGAAGGUUGCAUUGUGACAGCACUAAGAAACCAUCAGAAAAACUUCCUCUACAUGUGUUACUCUUAGUUUUUGCUUCUUAUAAGCCACGUGUGUAAGUUUCUGUAUUUCUCUGAACAACCCUGUUAAGACAGUUUGUGUUAUUUUAGUUUUACUAGGCUGAUUGAAUGGUUGCAUUUUUCCCCUGUAAAAUUAUUUCUUCUUAUGCUUUAAUCCAGGACAUAAACUUUCUAUUUAUCUUUUCUUCCAUUUGGGUAGACAAAAAAAAAAAGUAUUUUUACCGUUCAGUCAAACCAUACAACAGGAUGGGAUUUGUUCUGUUUUAAUCCAAGCCAGUACAUCAGUAACUUGGAUCCCAAAUCUCCUUAUAGGUUCUUGGAACACGUGAGGACGAAAAUUGCAGCACAUGCUUGGAUUUUAAAUAUGAUGGGUUCUCACUGUGAAUCAUAUCUCAGCCAAGCCUAGUCAUUCUCUUGGUUACACUCUACAUGUUCCUGUAUUGGGUUUAACACAGUUUCAGAUGUGAUUGUGAAAAA